Messenger RNA from Xylaria bambusicola, 3400 nucleotides. RefSeq lists its product as uncharacterized. Lineage: Eukaryota; Fungi; Ascomycota; Sordariomycetes; Xylariales; Xylariaceae. The transcript has 2 exons. The record is from RefSeq and is a predicted model, not a curated record. The coding region runs from base 710 to 2896 and encodes 728 amino acids.
UCCACUCUUUCUAUCUACAAGCUGUACGUGUACUCCAUUCAACAUUGAUGCUUCUCUCCUCCAGCUGCGUCGUUUUAUAUACCUAUCGCGUCUACAAUUCGCCCUAGAAGCCCUGGCCUAUGCGACUUUCCAACUUUCCACACACUCUCUCCCUCCCUUGUACAUUUCUUGCUCACUCCCUCGUACAGUACCCUAUUUCUGCCGACUAACGGCCGGUCUAGUCUCUGAGGACCUCACCCUCGGCUUCUUUGCCCAAUUCUUGUGCCCAGUUGUACGACCACCGGGUUCGCAUUGUCCUUUUGUUUGUGGUAGUCCAGUCUUUGUCCAACCCACAGCUUCUUUACGAACGGCAACACACCUCCCCGCUCCGUGCCGCCCGCCACGUUCCCCUGAUGCUGCCGCUCUGUUAAUUUACGAAUCGCCUGCCUUGUGGGAUAUCAGUUUCGACGUCCUUUGAUAGGAGUCCUUACGUUCCUUACCUAUCUGCACACGCCUUUUCCCAGCGCACACCGCCAAAGCAGAAUUGUCUUGACAUUCUCUCUGUCUUGGCAUACUCUAUCUGCCAGAUUGACUCUGGGCGUCUCGAUACGAAUUCUGAUUUCGACCGCCAUGUUAAUAUCCUGCAACUUAUUCUGUUAGGUCCUCGCAACACCACGCGAAUUAUCCGCUAGUUAGAAGGGUAUACUCGGCAUCUAGGUCAUAAUAAGCAAUGUUGGCUGUACAGCCCCGGCGGUGGCUAACAAGGCCAAAAGGCCUGCUUGUCUUCGCAUUCACUGUGACCACACUUUAUUGGCUCAUGUUACACAGUUCGAGUCAUUAUCGAGAUGUAAUUCGGGAGAACCCUGCAGCGGUUGCAAACGAUGCACUCAAACAGCCGGUCAUAGAAGAAAUAGAUGAUGGGGAAAACCCGAACCACGUGCCUAGUUUUGAGGAUAAGAUGAAGGAGGCGCAAGAUGAGCAACAAGAAGCUAUACGCCAGCAAUUCAGACUUGAAUACGACCAGCUAGGCCGCCAAUCCGGGGCAGAUGCUAUAUAUGGCAAGACCUUAAACAAUCUGGACAUCAGCAAAUCACGGUCACGCAGCUUCGAAGCCCAGCUGACUCCCGCCGACACUCCAAGUUACUUCACUACGCACAAACCAUAUGUCUACAACCCUUACCCAAAGCACAUGCAAAACAGCAAAGGGGGAUUGUAUGUUCCUUGCGACGGUCCGGGAGGAAAGGUAAUCUCCGACAUAAAGGUGUUCAAGGGAAUUCCGAAGGAUUUUCCCGAGCCUCUCAUUGGUGGAUACGACAUUUUGGAGAUGGAUGGCGAUCUGUGCUUUGAACGUGAGACCCGGCUUGGUAUGUACGGAUUCCAAAAUGCCAACGAUACCUCCGAUCCAUCGGUGGACUGGGAUAAAGUACAUUGGGGUGAAUUACAAGAGAAGUGCGUCCAGAAGAACAAGGCUCGAUUUGAUUUACAGGGCCAGCCAAACCCAUAUGUCAAUUCAGUUUAUUCAGACAAGAAGACCGCCCCGUUCAUUGGUGCGGACAACGAGCUAGAUCUUGAGGAUACACCCAAAGGUCGUGAUCAUAACGAUGAUCUCAGGAGGGGCUUUGGUGCUUCUAACAAGCGACCCACGUCGGGGACAUCUCGCCCCGAGAACGCGGAGUCUCGGUCAGCAAUUCUACUGCGGACAUAUACUGGAAAGGACUAUAAUGAAAACGACAAGCAAGUGAUUCGUGCGCUUAUCACUGAGCUAUCACUGCGAACAGGUGGUCUCUAUCAAGUUUUCUUACUUGUCCAUGUCAAAGACAAUGCCUAUGCGAUCUGGGAUGAUGAGGGGACUUAUCAAUAUGUCCUCCAGCAAAAUGUCCCUGCCGAGUUUCGAGACAUAGCAGUGCUAUGGAAUGAUGAGGCCGUACAGGCCAUGUAUCCGAAAUUAGACCCUUCCAAAGCGAACGUGCAUGUAUCUCAAUGGCUGUCGGUCCAGAAGUUCAUACAGGAAUUCCCCGAAUUCGAUUAUGUUUGGAACUGGGAGAUGGAUGCUAGAAUUACCGGCCAGCACUACGACUUCUUAGAGAAGUUGGCUGCCUUCGCAAAGAAGCAGCCACGGCGUGGUCUUUGGGAGCGAAAUGAGCGUUACUACGUCCCCUCUGUGCACGGCGAUUACGACACAAACUUCCGAAAGGAAGUAGAGGAGCUUACAGGAGAAGAUACCAUUUGGGGACCUCCCGAUUUCCCUUUUGUUACUCCUGUCGGGCCAAAGCCUCCCGUGGCUCAGCCUGAAAAAGAUGACUACCAAUGGGGUGUCGGCGAAGAAGCUGAUUUGAUUACCGUAGCUCCGAUCAUUAAUACCAACUUCAGUGGCUGGGUUGGUGCUAAUGACGUGUGGGGAUUCAACGACUCAUCACACGCCACUCAGCAGCUGCCACGACGGGUGACUAUUGUCACACACUCGAGAAUUUCGAAGAAGUUAUUAGACAUCAUGCAUGUUGAGAAUUUGCGAGGCAAUGUAAUUGCUUCAGAGAUGACAUGCCAAACCAUAGCUCUCUUGCACGGCCUCAAGCCCGUUUAUGCACCCAUGCCGAUGUUCUUCGACAGGCCGUGGAAAGGCAAGGACAUUAUUCGAUGGUUCAACUCUGGUGAAAAGGGCGAUAGUGGAGGUGAUAACUCUGCCAUUGGCUGGGGACGCGAGGCUAGGUAUGGCGGAAUCACAUGGUACUACAGAGCAGGUCCGCCUCAACGACUGUACAACAACCUUAUGGGGUACGAAGACACCAAGAUGGGCGGUGAGGAAUGGGAAGAGAUACACGGCCGCCCAUGUUUACCGCCAAUAUUGAUGCAUCCGAUUAAAGAUGUUGCUCCAACGGAAAGCGGCUACGAAAGUGAGUCCCGGCUACCGUUUGGCUAAGAUGUUGGCGAGUGGAGGCUUGUUACACUCUAGACGAUCGAGUCUUCGCGAAACAUCCAAGCCCACAUAACGAGUCGGCCUUGGUGGGAGCACAAAAACUUCAUGGCAUUGUUUGGCGUUCACAUUCUGUAAUUUUCACGUGUGCUAUAUUUAUAGCCACGAUGCAUUAUCUGGGCGUCCUUGACCUAGUUUCUUUUUUCUUUUUGUUUGGGAGGAUAUACCAUAUCAGGGCGCAGGGUGCACUGAUGGAAAAACGACACAUCAUAGAUUAUAGAUGGAUGGCAGAUCCAGGAAAAGACAGAAGGGUCUGAUACAUACGACAAAUCACCUGUACGAUAUUUCCUAUCCUUCUGUUCAACGCAGGGCAUACGUUUGCCCUCACAUCGCGCAUUCGCAUUCGAUACCAUGGAAACACAGGUGCAUCUUGGUCCUCUGAAAGGACGGGGACACAUGUAUAGCAUUAACCGGUGAAAAUCAAUACGAAAUUCAAUGGUGAAUUUAACC